Molecule: messenger RNA, 2184 nt
Organism: Melampsora larici-populina 98AG31
Lineage: Eukaryota; Fungi; Basidiomycota; Pucciniomycetes; Pucciniales; Melampsoraceae
Exons: 2
Coding region: 1-2184 (727 amino acids)
Molecular function (GO): acid phosphatase activity; metal ion binding
Source: RefSeq, a predicted model, not a curated record
AUGUUUCGACCAAGUUCGAAGCAAGAUAUGCUUCCAUUCACCAAGAGUGAUACUACCUCCAAACGACUUUUAUCAACCAAACCUCGACGAAAACGAUCACGUUCAUCUUCUGGAUUACCACCUGCAAUCUAUGAUAUCUUAUAUACCUAUCCAGCUUCAUUUAGAAAUUUGAUACUAGUCUUAUUGAUUGGUUCAAUCUUAUUUUGGAUCUCAACUAAUGUAUUAGUCUUGAUGAGAUUUCUUUUAGUCGAUACACUCUUUUCCAAUGGUUUGUUAGGUAAAACUCAUCUUGCCUUACGAAAACAACCUUUAAUCUUUAUUCAUUCUCCUUGGUCUGCAACGAUUGUUUGGGAAACAAAUCAAAAUCGAACAGAUGAACAUCAUCAUUGUAAGAAAGGUGUUGGGUUAAGGUAUUGGAAAUCAUCUAAAGUAGGAGACCUUCAGUAUACCGGUCAAUCUGCUUUAACCAUACCCUUGGUGGAAAAGAUGUCAAAGAUGAUUGUGCCUCGAGUCGAAGUGGUUCAACCUGAUGGAUAUGGAAAUCAAAACCGAUGGAUCCAUUCAGUUUUACUUGAUAAUCUUGAACCUGGUAUGAAUUAUGGAUAUGAAUUGUUUUUAGAAUCAAACCAACGUGAUAUCAAUAACCCCAAGAUACCUGAAUCGAUUAAAUCAUAUGGAGAAUUCGAAUUUACUUGGCUCGGCAUGAAUCCACCUAAUCCGGCUAAUCUAGAUCAUAUCUCUUCUACUUCUCCUACUUCCAAUCAUACCGUUUCUUCAUUCCAUAUGGCUAUCAUUGGUGAUACUUAUUCGAAUCCACGUGGAUUACAUUCAUUAGCCAAGAAAUAUUUAGAUUUGAAAUCUUAUGUUCCUUUACCUACUUCGGUUUUUCGACCCAGAAAGAUAACCGAUCAUUUCAAAUCUCAACCAACCAAACCUCAUGCACUCAUCCAUUUAGGUAAUGCAGUCUCAAAUCCAGAAGAUCACAGAGAAUGGCAAACUGGCUUUUGGGAUCCUCUUACCUUUCAACAAUCAGCCAGUUCAGAAGUUCCAAUCUUAUAUGGACGAGGACCCCACGAUUUCGACAAGAACGGAUCAAGUCUCUAUACCGGUGGACUUCCUGGCGUUCAAUUAGGAGAAGUGAAUCGAACAAGAGUAGCCUUACUCAAAAACCAAUCCAAUCGAAUCAUCUUACCAGGUUUUGCAGUAGCCGAACGUCAAUACACAGCCAUCCAAACUCCUAAACGAGAUAGAAGAACUCGUGCAAGUUUUAUUGGUUAUUCACCUCAUCCUAGAAUUAGAAUCUUAGUUUUAGAUCCUAAUUUAGUACCUGAACGUCAAGCUUUUAUUGGAUCUCGUAGUACAUUAACCGAAUUAGGUGAUCAUGAACAUUGGUUAUUAUGGGAAAUGGCUAGACCUGAAUGGAAAGAAGCUUCGAUUAGAUUGAUUGUGGUUAAUGUUCCGGCUUUUCCUGAAUUUGUUGAUCCUCUUAGUUGGGCUGAAGGUCAUCAAAACAAUUGGGAAACAUAUGUUCGAACUACUUUUGCUCCUCAUUUUCAUGGCAUUUCAGCUAUUGCUCGACAGUUUGAUAUCCCACCUGCUACGAUGGUCAUCUCAUCACAACCAGCUGCUUAUUACCGUGGUUUACUCCAAAACUACCUUGCACAGGAUUACGUGAAUGCAGUCACACCAGAUCAGAUCAGUAGUGCCACCAAACAUGCAGCAUAUGUCCAACAUUACAGUACAUCCGAUCCACAUUCACCACAUCCAGAAGAAGGCGUGAUCUAUGUAUCAGUACCGGGUCAGAGACCAAAAGGCAAACCACAUGAACCAGCCGAACAUUGGGGAUUCUAUGAAGUAGCCAGUGAUUUUAGUAAACGAUCACAUUCACCAUUAAGUUUUUCAUCAUUAAGUUUUGAUCUUUCACCAGAUGGAUAUCAAUCUAAAUCAGAUUUAACAACUGAUUGGGAUGAGAAUUUAAAAAGAAGAGAAGAAUUCGAUCAUCAAAACAUUCGACUUUAUCAUAUGAUUGGAUCUCAAUCUACUUGUGAUAAGAAUCAUACUCAUCUUUGGAAACCUAAUUUGGUUUAUGGAAUUGCUUAUGAUAGAUUGUAUUUUAGAAUCAUGACUUCUAAAGGUAAAGUUUUAGAUCAAUUCGUUGUUGAAGCUGCGGCUUGUCGUUCAUGA